ACAGCUUAGAAUUAUCCAAUAUAACCCAACAACUACAAAUAAAGAAACCCGAGAGCCCACCUCGGUGUCGCAAUUCUACAUAGCAGCGCCAUGGCCGAAUCCGAGAACUCGCCAACACAGCCCCCGUCGGUACAGACCAUCCCAGGCCGGCCCGCGCCCAGGAAGCGCAUCGGGUUCCGGAAGUCCCGGAACGGCUGCCUGCGAUGUAAGAAGAGAAAGGUCAAGUGCGACGAAAUGGUCCCUUGUACAUCCUGCGUCCGACACCGAAUACCCUGUAGCCUCGACGAUGCGAGCCUCAAACAGCAGAACAAUGGCUGCUCCUCCAUUAGUGACGACGCCAAGACCUGCCCGCCUUCACAAUCACUCUUGGGGGAUGGUGGACCGUUGGCCUCUCCCACAGGGACUCCUCUCGUCCCAUUCCCGUUUCUAUCGGCAGAUCCAGCCGAUACACCCGAGUGCUGGCUUGCCAAUGCUGAGCUCAUCCUGCAUUACACCAAUGUGACCUGCCGCUCCAUCCCCUCGGGACAUGCCAUCACGACAUACCAGGUCGAUAUUCCGCGCGAGGGCCUUUCUCACCCCUAUCUCAUGCGCAUGAUCAUGGCCCUCUCCUCGUUCCACUUGGCGUACCUGAAUAAGGACAAGCGGCCGCACUAUCUCGCCCUCGCUAAUAAGCAGCAGAGCCUGGCUAUUCGAGGCCUACGCAGGACGCUUAGGCAGACCGUCACUCCGCAAAACUGCCACGCUCUGUGGGUCUCAUCCAUCUUCCUCGCUAUCAGCAAGUUUGCAUUCUCCCCCAACUGUGAGCACCAUCAGGAUAGCUGCUGCUCGGCGCUGUUAAACCUGGUCGAUAUAUUCUCCAUAAUUAACGGCAUGGUGGCAAUUAUGCGCUCAUCCCUCGAUCUUAUCCGAACCGGACCAUUGCAAGCCAUCUUCAGUCAACGGGAUGGCUUUCAAUAUGCCCGAGGCGAUCUCCAGGACUUAUUGCAAAGGGUAUCCGAUCUCGAUGGAGUAUUCAAGUCUAUGGACCUUGACCCAGAUCCGUUUGUCCAAUUGGCCCUGACGUCCGCUCUCGAGCGCCUCAUCAGCUGCGUUGCCGACAUUAACAAGUCUCCUGACAGCAAGUCCUUCCCUACGGAUAUCAAGAUCCUCUUUAUCUGGCCGUCUGAGGUUUCCCAGACGUUUUUUGACUUAGUCAGGGCCCGUCAUCCUCUGGCUGUCAUCAUUCUGUCGCACUACUGUUGCUUAAUACGCUGGUCUUCGUCAGCAUAUUGGUUUUGCCGAGGCUGGGGACGCCUACUGGCGGAUUCUAUCAUGAGCAUACUUGAGGACUCGGAUUUGGCGCACUUGGCUGAGUGGCCGGUGAAGGUGAUGAGUGGAGAUGAAUAGAGGACGCUUAAUGAGCACUGUGGUAUCCAGAUGCAAGUACUGCUCCAGUUGGGAAACGGAUAUUUCGCGAGGAUGGAUGCUCAAGACUAGCAAGGCUCUAAAUGCCAUGGUU
This is a messenger RNA of Ilyonectria robusta, 1498 nucleotides long. RefSeq lists its product as uncharacterized. The record is from RefSeq and is a predicted model, not a curated record. The transcript has 3 exons. Bases 91 to 1386 code for a protein of 431 amino acids. Lineage: Eukaryota; Fungi; Ascomycota; Sordariomycetes; Hypocreales; Nectriaceae. Gene Ontology annotation, molecular function: zinc ion binding; DNA-binding transcription activator activity, RNA polymerase II-specific. Gene Ontology annotation, biological process: regulation of transcription by RNA polymerase II.